GUGUUAUGUUGACAAAAAAUACGUUUAUCGAUUGAAUUAUUAUCAAUACCCGCCAAGCUAAACCAGUUGGCAAUUUUAGUUCCAUUGGUAUACAAUGAGAGCGCUAGUAGUAUAAACUAACUUUUUAAGGGGCCAUUUUUUUUUUGAAGUUAUCGUUCUUCUUCUAGAUCCUAGAUAAUAUUUGGUCCACACGUACAAAAAUAACGCAAUCGGCGUGCCAAUGUCCUUGAAUUCAAAGCUGUAACAGACGGGCGUACUGGACUGCUAUCUUGGUCCGGUCAGCAUAUCACUUACUCGCUCUCACUUAUAGCUGCAUCCUUAACGGAAGUACACCGGACCAUCUUCCACUCGUACGAUCAGGCCACGGACCAGACCAAGGUCGCGAUCCGGUACGCCCGUGUGUUAAAGUUUUAAUAUUGUCCCACCUAGAUAGGCCGUAGGUAGGAUACAGAUAAGAUGAACAGAGGUAUCUCUGUCAAUCUAAUUAUCCCUUAAUUGGAGUAAAAGAGAUACAUCCUCGAAAUUUUCGUUUUUCGAUGUUCGCGGUGGGCCCUCAGAUAUGAUAAUAAAGAAGCAAGAAUGAAUCCAAUUCUAAUUAUAAAAACAUAGAUUCUCAUAUUAGACAACAUUACAAAGUAAAAUUCUAUAUGGAAGCAUUGGCAAAAUUCCCAGCAUCUUAAUAACCACAUUCUAAAAAUGCUGGCAACAUUACAAUAAAUGGUUUGUACUACUAUACUAUAUCUGUGGUAGUUAAGAAAAAGAAUUUAUUCGGAAAGUACGUAGAGACGUAAUCCAAGUGAUAAAUAAAUCUUUUCAUCUAAUUUUAAUAUAGUUAAGUGUUAUUAUCAAGUGCAAUUUACAUGGAUAAUAUUUUAAUGAGUCUGUAAUUCGUGUGAUCAAGAUGAUAAUUGAAAACCCGGACGCCUUUAAAUCAUGGCUGACUUCCAUAUUGGAGCCUCUAUGCGACGCGGACCCUGCCGCGCUCGCCAAAUAUGUGUACGCGCUGGUGAAGAAGGACAAGCCGCUGGACGAGCUGCGGGACGGCAUGCUGGAUCAGCUGGACGUGUUCCUGCAGCAUGAAACGAAACCGUUCGUCGAUAUGCUGUUCAAAGCCCUGGAGAAUAACGAGUAUGUUAAGAUGAUGGAGAAGAAACUGCCUUCUCCGCCACCCGAACAGGAGCCGGAGAAGGAACAGCCUGCUGAACCCGAAAAUCAUGUGGGUGCGGGCGCGGGCGCGGGUGCGGGCGAGUCGUCGCCGCGCUCGGGCGUGCCGCGCGCCCGCUCGCCGCACGCGGGCGCGGCGCCGCGCCACCGCCUCGUGGUGUGCCGCACCGCCAAGGUGCCGCCGCCGCCCCCGCCGCCGCUCCCGCCCGCCCGGGAGCAUACACUCGUCAAGGUGUUACCAUUGACUGAACUUUUGGAAGAACCAGUGGAUCAACCACCCAGAAGACGGGAUCGUAGAGAAAAUAUGCGCGAGGAGCGCCGCCGGCGCCGCUCGCGCUCGUGGGAGCGGCGCGCGCGCGCGCGCAGGCACGUGCGCGAGCCCGAGCGGGACGAGCGCCGACGACCGCCGUCUAGAUCACCAUCGCCACGCGGCCGCUUUAGAAAUCGUAGUCCACCCGCCGUCCUAGACAGACCUAACACUCGAUCUAGAUCCAGAUCACCGGUGCCCGUGCGAGAGAGAGAGCGCGAGCUAGAGCGGGACAGGCUGCGGCCGCGCGAGCUAGAACGGGACAGAAUGUCGCGAGACAGAGAUCACAGGGACAGAGCGUCCAGGUCGAGAGACAGGGAACGGUCACGUGACCGGUCCCGCGACCGCUCGCACUCCAUGUCUCCGGCGCGCGCGCGCGAGCCCGACCACUACAAGCGCCGCUGUCGAGACUUUGACGAAAAAGGAUACUGCAUGCGAGGGGACUUAUGUCAAUGGGACCACGGUGCGGAUCCCGUAGUGCUAGAAGAUGCUGCGUUGACGUCUGUGCUGACCAUGCCCCCUCCAGUACCAGAGUACAACCCGCUGACGCCGGACAUCUGGUGCGGCGCGGGCCCGGGCGGGGGCUACCCGCCCUACCCGCCGCCUGCCCUCCCGCCUAGAGAGCUCAUACCCAUACCCAGACUGCACGCGGCGCCCGCGGGCCCGCCGCCGGGCGCGCCGCGGCCGCCGGCGCCCAACAAGAAGAACUUCGACUACAACCGGCUCGGCGGGAGGAUGCCCCCUCGAGUCCCGAAUUCUGGUGCCAACUGCUCAUUGGAAGUGAAGAAAGUCCCCCGAGGUCUAAACGACAUCACACACUUGAACAACCAUUUCGGCAAGUUCGGCAAAAUAGUUAAUAUACAGGUGUGCUUCGAAGGUGACCCAGAGGGCGCUCUAAUCACGUUCUCAAACCACACGGAGGCCAACGUGGCAUACAAAAGCACGGAGGCCGUGCUCAAUAACAGAUUCAUCAAGGUGUUCUGGCACAACCCUGAGAACAAACAAGAAAACUCUGCCCCCGCCGGCCAACAACAGAAACCCGCCGUCAAGCAACAACCGACGUCACACAACAAAGUGCUCAUCAACAAGGAGAAUAUGAAAGCCACCGCCGACAACAAGCAGGCUGCAGCCGCCGCGGAAAAGGCGAAAGAAGCGGUAGCCAUAGCCAACGGAGCCGAGAAAAAGAAAGAGCCGCCAAAACCUAUAGAAAAAAGCAAACAAGUCAUGGAAAUGCACAAACGCGCCCAGGCGUUGUUGGAGACACAGCUGCAGCAGCAAGUGCUGCUCAUUCAACGGUUAGAGGGAGGCAACGUGACCGGCCCACAGAGGGCAGCGUUGAUGGAAGCCAUCAACUCGGCUCAGGAAGGCAUCGAGAAGCUGCGGAAGGAGCUGGUGGCGUAUAACAGGACGCUCAGACAGAUGCAGGCGAAUGCCAAGAAGCCAAAGACAAGAGAAGAGGCACAGAAGGAGAUCCUAGACGCAGAGUUGGACAUGUUUACCAAACAGCAGGAGGGGCAGGACGUGUCGGACAUACAGAAGAAGAUCUCGGAGCUGCGCCGGCAGCUGGCGCUGCAGUUCCCCGCGCACCCCGCCGCGCGCCGCCCGCACGCCAGCUAUCGCAUUGUGAAGAGAAAACUAAGGGGCGGCCGUUUCAACAGCGCGUCUCGCUUCACCCGCGCACCGAACGCCUUCGUGAACCACAACCAGUCCGUCGACCACAGGCCUAGAGCGCUCCUCAUCAGCGGCUUCGAGAGUGAUGACUCUGAGGCGCUGACACAGCACUUUGCGCAAUUCGGCGAGAUCGUCUCCAAGGAGCUGAACCCGACCGUCCCCGAGCUCGUGCUGGUGUACGCGGCGCGCGCGCACGCCGAGCUGGCCGCCCAGCAGGGCCGCCACUACAACGACCGGACGCUCACGAUCACGUGGGUGGCCAACCCGAAGCCGUUCGCGGCGCCCGCGCGCCCCGAGCCGCCGCGCGCCGCCGCCGCGCCCGCCGCGCCCGCCGCGCCCGACGCCGACAACGGACACGAGCAGUCGGUGGGCGCGACGGUGGACUCGCUGCUGCGCUUCGACGACGACGACGAGGACGACGCCGAGCGCUCCUGGCGGCGUUGACCCGCGGCCCGCUGGCGCGCCGCCGCCGCCAGGACCCUCUAGUCUGCACCACGCCUAGCAUACUGACACAUGUACACUCGCCAUCAUCAGCCCAACGUGCUCAGUAAUAUCUCAACACUAGCGCCUUGACAAUAGACGCGUGUUCAGAUAUUUGUGACCGCCUUGGCCGCUCCGAUGUAUCUGAUGGCGACUGUACCAGCGCUCUAGCUGGUACAGUCGCCCUAGCUGGAUACUUCGCCAAAACUAAACCGUAUACAAGGCCAAAGAAAAUUUUGUACGCACAGUUAAUUUACUACCAUCUUUCGACACACGAUUAAAACUUUUAGAACGUCAUUUGACUUUGAUCCUUAUUCUUUCACUGAUAUGUGUUAAAUUAGUUAAAUAUCAAAAAGUGGCGCCAAAGAUCAAAGGCCAAAGGUAUGGCGGCAUCGUUUCGAGCGAUGGCGCCACUUUUUAAUAUUUAACUAAUUUAACACAUAUCCGUGAAAGAAAAAGGAUUAAAGUCAAAUGGCGUUCUAAAAGUUUUAAUUACGUGUCGGAAUAUGGCAGCAAAUUUACGUGGCUACAAAGUUUUCUUUGACAUUACACCUCUAUUUCAAAUUCUUUUUGAUAUAACUGAUUAUUUUUCUGACAAAAAUGUCAUGUUAUACAUAAUUAUUGGGCCGUAUGCUUGAUCGCCACCGACGUAGUAUAAAAAAAAUUACUACUAACAGAAACGCGUACGUACACCAAACAAACACGGUAUUAGGAAGUAUUCACGACGUCAAAUUCUAACGGAAUCUUAAAUUAAUUACAUCACAGGAUACAUAGGUAGUAUAGGUACCCUAAUCGCUAAAUCUAAAAUCUGUAUUCGUUUUCAAUAAAUAUUACAAAUCGCCGUAAUUUAAAAAAAAAACUCGUAACCGUUUUUUUAUAUUUCCAUCGGUAUAAAAUGAUCUAGGAUAUAAUUAAAAUACAAUUAUAUUUCACGUAAUUUAUAUUAGAUCUAAUUAUAUUUAAAUCUGGCCAUUUUGAUUUAGAUGAAAUAAAAUUAAAAAUAUAAUAAAAUCAUUAUUUACAUAAUAAACAUGAUUACUAACCACGACAAUCAUUUUGAACAGAUCCAUGAUUUAAAUGAUCCUUUGAAAUAGUUAAAUAACAGAAAAUAUGUAUGUACAUGACUGAAUAUUAUUCGCAUAUAACAAAUACCGAAACAAAAGCAAUAUAAUAUACAAUGAACUUUUUAAAUUUUAACUUUAUAUGUGUUGUAAUAUUACAUGCCGCUGCAUAAACUAUUAGUAUCGCAAAUUACCAAAUAGCAAUUAAAACUACAUCUUAUGCCGGUUGUACACACUCGCCGAGAAUCUCGGCGCCGCUCCGACCCAAUCGAAGAAGCGCGAGACGAGAAAGGAGCAGUAUCAGGGCGGCGAAACUAAUCCUUUCGGGUAUUCUCGGCUCCGUUCGGCUCAGCAUUGCCAUUAGGGUUGGCACAACUUGACGUCCCUCUGCGUGCACGACCACAGAUUAGAUAAUGACUUGAAUUUUGGCAACCCGAAACGGAUAAUGCCAUACAUUAGAAAGGGACAGCAUGAUUGGUCCCUAAAUAGCUAUCAAACUUAGGUAUUUGUAGGCAGUUUCUUUUCUGUACUAAAGUACCUUAUUCUGUGGCAUGUACAUAUUCGUUCUCGGCCUGUCUCGGAGUUUCUCGACGAGUGUAUACAGCCGACAUUAAGUCCUAAAAUUACGAUUUCACUGUGUCCUUUAAGAGGCCGUUAUCGAUAUUAGUCGCAAAAAUGUCCAAUUGAUAGAUAUAGUCGAUGAAAUUGUAAACCUUUUGUAAACUAUUAGAAAUAACAAGUACUGUACCCCUAGUGUAACUUUGAUCGACAUCAUAACGUGACGAACGCGUUUGCGUUAAGUCUCAUUUUGUAUAGGAUUUUGAGUUUCCAAAACGUCCCGCUUGGCGCGCUCUUUCGAAAUCCAAUACAAAAUGAGACUAAACGCAAACGCGUACGUCACGUUUGGAAAUCGAAUUUAUUUACACUAGGGGUACUGGUUUGUAUUAGCACGUCUUGUUGUCUUUCAUUUUAAUAAAUCAAUUUUUUGAAAACAGACUCACUUAAUUAGUAAUCUUUUGUUUUCUGAUUGACGUAUAGGUAAACACGCGUAAAGCACUGAUAUUAAAGCUCAAAUUUGUACAUUUCUUAAAACUUGGACUGCUAAAAAUGGUAAUUUUAUAUUACACAUAUCCUGUACUUCAACUUUAAUAAACUACAUUUUUGUUAUUAUAAAUUUGAAGUAGUGUAAAUGAAAGUUAGUCGAAAUCAAUUUUCUCCAGAAAUUACUUCAAAACAAGCGUCAAUUUCUCUGAAAAUCGACUUAAUUUCAACGUAAUUUUGAUACUUAAACAAUCUACAACAUUUGCUGAAACUGUUCUUAUACAUCAUUUUGUAUAAUUUACCACCUUAAUUUUUUGAUGAAAUUUUAAAAACUGCCCCUUGUCACAUAUUACCGGGGACGCACGCUUGCGACCUCAUUAGUAAAAGGCAAGAUGAGAAGACGAGCUAAUAGAAACCAAUACUUGUUAUUUAGAUAUUACGUAACAAACGGUGUACAAUUUCAACGACUAAAUCUAUCAAUUUUACAUUUUUGCUCUAAAAUCGUUACCGGGGUUUUCUUAAAACACAUUGGGUCUUAGGAGGUUAUAUCAGACUGGCCCUGCAUAGGUUGUGCGACUGAAAUCUACCCAAACACCAAAAUGAAAGCAAUAUAAUACAUUCUCAUGCUUUUUAAUAUACACUUUACAUAAAUAUUUACUGUUAUAUAGUAUCUGGCGCGUAAUAUAAUAACAGUUUCCAGAUUGCCGACAUUGGCAAGGACUGAAAGACUACCUAUAACCGGUAAAGAAAAAAAACAUGAAAAUAAGUUACACUUACAUAUAACUGAAACAAAUUCAUAAAAAAAUACUUUAACCGAUUCAGCGCUAAUUAAGACACGUCGUUUUGGCUCUACGAAGCAUUUUCGCUACAUACCGGGAAUUCCAUGUUACAACUUGAAAUGUUACACUCUGUCAGUUUCAAUCGGGGGGUGGUAAAACUAAAAUGUGACGGUUAUUUUAUCAUGAGGAUGAAGUCAGCCGUCAUCUUGCUGGUUUAGAGUCAGACCAUGAUAAGUUAGCAGCAAUUUUGACAGCUCAGACAGUGCAAGUGUUAUUUUAAACGUCAAACUUCUAUGAAAUUAUGACGUUUACUUAACACUUGCACAGGAUGACUAUAAAAAUCGUUGCCAACUUAGCUUGGUCUGACUCUACCGAUAUGUAUCGGUAAAAUACCGGUAACAGUCCUUGUCUCAGGACGUUAAUGACAUAUACUAAACAUACGCGUAUAAGUAACUUAAGAUUAUCCUUUAAAAGUACAAAUUUAAUGAAACGAAUACGAUCGGUUAUAUUAGUAUACUAAUUCGGUUUUAAAUUAGCUCGUCUAUUUUUGACAACUUUUUUUAAUGUAGCCUAUUUUGUGUCCCGCUGCUGGGCACGGCCUCCCCUUUCUUCCGCCACUCAUCACGGUUUGGUGCAUGUUCCCGCCAGUCGCUGCAAAAAGCGUCGAGGUCAUCCCGCCAUCUUUUUUGGUCUGCCUCUGCACGGCUAAUCUGCGGAAUGGAUUAACAGCAGAUUUCUCUACUUAUAUAUUAAAAACUACAAGCCCAAGACUCCUUAAACAUAAAUUAAGGAAGGACCUCAAAUAUUAGAGAAUGCCGAAUGGAAGGAAUAAAAUUAAACAGUCUAAAUACAGUUCCUUUUCAUACGUUAAUUUACGGACAAUGUUAAUUGAAAGGUAGGUCAACCGGCAUAACGGCGUUACUUGGUGUAAAUGCGUCUAUUGAAGAUAUCUCUGAAAUGGGACAUAUUAUAAGUAUAGCUAUUUACACUAAAAGUUCGGUGAGCAAACUUCUAACAUAGAGGGUAGCAAUAGUUCUAAAAUAUUCCGUUCAGAAAAUAUAGACGCAUGUAUACCAAGUGACGCAUUUACCCCGGUUGACUUUUUUUGAAAUUUCGAGACAUACAUAGAUAGAGCUAUACCAAGAACGAAUGUUUUGAUUCGUUUGAAUAUGCUCUUUUAUUUUAUUUUAUUUAUUUAAGGGGUAACAAACAACAAUACAGUAUGUAUUACAGAAGAUAUGUGUUACAUUAUGUAUAGUCAACAGCGUAUCCACGGAUUACUUUAAACAAUGUGUGGUUGCCCUUGGCCCUUUAUGUGGUGUUUUAAGCUUGUAUUUUAUAAAUAUAAAAUGGACGCGCUCAAACCAAAACCGAAUUAGUAUACUAGCCUUUAUUAAUAGCUUAAAUGCCUUAUAUACAAGUACCAUAGUGUAAGCUUGAAAUAGUUCCUUAAAAAGGCGAGAAUGGUAAUAUAAUUUAAAAAUAACUUAAUAUUUGUGUUAAAUUAGGUACAUACGUGACUAUUCCCACUCCGGACCUAGCGCAAGUGAGCCGCAACACGUUAACAUUAAUUAGAAACCUUUUUUUUGCUAAUAAACAAAUCUAUCUUUCGAUUUAGUUCAGUGCGAAAGAGAUUAUCUAUUUUGCUGUUCUACAAAGUAUAUUAUUAACCCUAAUUAAACUAAUUUUGGCUUUGAACGUCAGUACGUUAGCUCCUAGGAGAAAACAAUUAAAAAUUGCACCAAAAACAAAGAAGGUAACAUAAAAAAAAAAUUGUUCAUAGUUACGUUAGACUGCACGACCGGCUCGCAUUGGUUGCGCACUGCGAUUGGACACCAAACUUCGUUUCGCCCAGGUUUCGCUUCUUUACGAAUAGUCAAUAUGACUACGGUGAAUUUCUUUCGUCCUCCAAUUUUACUCUAGCGCGUCGUUACACACACUAAAAACCUAUUUUCAAUAUGUUAUAACAGUACUCGUUCGCUCGGCCGCCAAAAACUGCAAACGUUGUAUAUUACUUGUAAAUACAUGCGCCAUAGGCGUUUAGUCAUUUUGCUGUUUUUCGUUAAAUAUAAAGAAAAUUAUCGUAGAUUAGGAUUUUUGCAUUUUGCGUUUUUUAACUAUUUAUCGACUUAUCGAGGCUUCGCGUGUUGUAUUUGAAUGUUUCGUAAAAUAAGAGUGUUUCUUUUAUAGAAAUACAGUUAACAGCAGAAGUAGCUAAACUGAUAAUUUUCAAAAUUAUCUAUUUUCAACAUAAAAGCGUGUGUGGAUAGUUUUGCACAUUUUAUACGUUUAGCAAAAGUUAUCUGGGUUAAUUGUGUCCAUGGGGCUAAAACGUUUUCCUUACAAUUAUAAGUAACUGGUACAGUCGCAGAUAUAUAGGAUCGUCUCAGAUGCUUAGAAAUAUUUGAACACACCUAGGUAGCAAGGCGUUUGUCUUGUUCAGAUAUUUUGAGCACAUGGGCAUGGUAUUCGUAAGUGUAAAGGCUGUUGUAUAUGUUGCCCCAUUUCCAUAGUUUUGCUGGGAAAAUGCGUCUACAAUACCUAACUUUAGCAUCUUGUAAUUCUAAUGAAAACGCACUUGUCUUAUGGACGGAAUUACCUCAGUUGACCUAAUACGAUUUUACAAGGUCUAUAAUCUUGAUUUUUAGACUUUUGCAUGUUCAGUGUGAACAUUAGAAUAUAAUAGAAAUGUUACAUUUGUACCAUUAUUUUUUUAUUGUUAAUUUGUCAUAACUUAGUAUUAGUAUCUUUUUUCGGUUUAGUAAUUAUGAUUAUCUGGUUUGCAAAUAGAUAACUGACAGAACUGUCAAAUAUCUUAUACAGAUCGUGUCAUUCACGAAGUCGCGUGGCUUGACUCGUAUUGCCGUGUCAUUAAAGGCUAGAUUGGACAAAUCUGCGCGUCAUCGUGGAUGACACGAACUAUAGUCGAUAAUUCAAAAUUGUAUAUAUUUUGUUGUCAUAUUUUUAAUGGAUUUUUGUAACAAUAUACACGGAAAGGAUGCUUAAAGUGUAAUCGUAAGAGCUAUUGCAAAAAAUGGAAGGCAUUUUUAACCGAGAAAAGUAUAGUAGCUAAGUUUUUAUUUUACUCGUCUCACUGGCACUUUAUAAGUGUGAGCGGGACAGCCUCAUCUAUCCUUUCCAUGUGUAUUGUAUUCGCUUUUAUUUGUAACCUAGCAUAAUUAGAUAUACACCCUGUAUCUGACUUAAGCUGUAUAUUGUAUAAAAAAAUUAAAAAGAAACUGUAAGCCGCAAAAAAAAACUACGGCUAAAAAUAUAUUUUUCAAGUCAGUGCAUAUAGGCGGUUGCUACAAUUGUAACACAAGAAAAAAUUAACUUGUGGUCUGAAUUUGUUUUGUAAAAAAAGAUGUCUGUUUAAAAAAAGCAACCGUCACCUUAAAAA
Molecule: messenger RNA, 9903 nt
Organism: Cydia pomonella (codling moth)
Lineage: Eukaryota; Metazoa; Arthropoda; Insecta; Lepidoptera; Tortricidae
Gene: swm
Product: zinc finger protein swm
Exons: 24
Coding region: 902-3586 (894 amino acids)
Biological process (GO): mRNA processing
Cellular component (GO): nucleus
Molecular function (GO): metal ion binding; RNA binding
Source: RefSeq, a predicted model, not a curated record